GUAGAAAUUACAAGUUCAAUCUUAUCUAUUAGCACUGAUUAAAAGAUUUGAGUCGAAGCCCGCAAUCGGCAGCAUCUUAUAACCUAUAAAAAUUAACAGAAUCAAGCAAGUAUUCCUGCAGGGUAUAUUUAAUUUCUAAUCUUUGAAAAAUGGCACCUUCAAUCAAGGUUGGAAUCAUUGGUGGAACUGGCAUGGAUAAUCCUGAUAUCCUAAAAAAUAGGACAGAGAAGGAAGUGACCACGCCAUUUGGUUAUCCCUCUGAUAAAUUGAUUUUGGGGGAAAUUGGUGGAGUACCUUGUGUUCUGCUGGCCAGGCAUGGUAGAAAGCACAAUAUUUUACCCCAUCAAGUGAACUACCGAGCAAACAUUUGGGCUUUGAAACAAGAAGGCUGUACACAAAUUAUAGUAUCAACAGCUACUGGAUCACUUCGAGAAGACUAUAAGCCAGGGGACUUAGUCAUAUUGAAUAAUUUCAUUGAUAAUACUCAUGGAAGACAUCAGACAUUUUAUGAUGGCUCUUGUAAUGCACUUGAAGGUAUCUGCCAUAUCCCUAUGGAACCUCCCUAUUGUGAGAAGUUGCGGCAGGUUAUCAUCAAGACAGCUGAGAAGUUGGGUAUUUUUUGUCAUUCAUCUGGUACUAUAAUUGCCGUAAAUGGUCCCAGAUUUUCUAGUAAGGCUGAGAGCCUUAUGUUCAGGCAAUGGGGUGCUGAUGUUAUUUCAAUGACAACAUGUCCAGAGGUAGUAUUGGCCAAGGAAGCAGGCAUCAGUUAUGCUGGUGUAGCACUUGUAACUGAUUAUGAUUGCUGGAAACCGAACACUGAACAUGUUUCACAUGAAUUGGUUUUGAAGAUUUUUAAUGAUAAUAUUGGAAAAGUAGUGAAACUUAUCUGUGCUUCUGUUGAAAAUAUGAUGAAAGAAGAUUGGUCCCAAAAAAUCCAAGAAAAUGAGGAGUUUGUUAAGAAGAGUAUCUGGACAUAAUGCUAUAACUAUUGUUAUGAAAAAUGGACUAACCUUAACUACAUUUACAGUCAUUCUGAAGAUUACAUGAUAUAUUUUUCUAUUGUCAGUAUUAUGAUGGUAAAGUUGUGUAAUAAUGAAAUACCAUUGUAUAUUUUAUGAGAAAUUUUAUUUGUAACAAAUAUAGGUGAAUUCAAAGUUUU
Messenger RNA from Coccinella septempunctata (seven-spotted ladybird), 1159 nucleotides. Its product is annotated as S-methyl-5'-thioadenosine phosphorylase. The coding region runs from base 150 to 977 and encodes 275 amino acids. The transcript has 5 exons. Lineage: Eukaryota; Metazoa; Arthropoda; Insecta; Coleoptera; Coccinellidae. Gene Ontology annotation, biological process: nucleoside metabolic process. The record is from RefSeq and is a predicted model, not a curated record. Gene Ontology annotation, cellular component: cytosol. Gene Ontology annotation, molecular function: S-methyl-5-thioadenosine phosphorylase activity.